AUGCUAUUUUUCUACCUUUGCUCCUCGUUUGUGUUGCUGUCCGCUUUUGUUAUUCUGAAGAAGAUUAAAAUUAGACAAAAGUUCAAAAUGGGUGGCUGGUUGAGUUAUCUAUGGUGGGGCGGUGACCCCGACCUGGUCAACCCCAUAUCAGGCCUGACCAGAAGAGAAGUGUAUGCCGUGCAACAAUCCUGGGCCCCUGUUUACGUAGACUCAGUAGCGAAUGGGACAGAAUUAUUAAGAAGAUUAUUCCAAGCGUACCCAGAGACAAAAGAUUUCUUCAAAAUGGUGAAGAGAUCUUCGGAAGAAGAGUACGCCCACAACCCCCAGUUCAGGGCACACGUUAUAAACCUCAUGUCGUCGAUUAAUUUGGCGGUCACGAAUCUAAACCAACCGGAAGUGGUAGCCGCCAUGAUGAACAAAUUGGGAGACUCACACGGAAGACGGAAAAUACAGGAGCAACAUUUUCAUGCCCUGAAAAACGUGAUAGUCAAAAUGUUCAUAGACGUACUAAAACUGGAUAGCAACACGCUCGGCGCUUGGGGCAAAACAGUGGACUUCUGGUACAAACACAUCUUCGAGACCUUAGAGACAGAGUCCAGAUAA
Molecule: messenger RNA, 603 nt
Organism: Leptosia nina
Lineage: Eukaryota; Metazoa; Arthropoda; Insecta; Lepidoptera; Pieridae
Source: the annotation of a GenBank genome assembly